Malania oleifera is the source of this 5990-nucleotide messenger RNA. RefSeq lists its product as uncharacterized. Bases 542 to 5830 code for a protein of 1762 amino acids. The record is from RefSeq and is a predicted model, not a curated record. The transcript has 4 exons. NCBI's taxonomy places the organism in Eukaryota, Viridiplantae, Streptophyta, Magnoliopsida, Santalales, Ximeniaceae.
GCGAAUAGUGGAGAAAAGAAAAAAAAAAAAAAAGUGGGGGGAGGAGUAAAGCUCUACAAAAUUAUUUUAUUAAAAAAAUUAAUUAUAAAAUUUUUUGCGGACGCGAGAGAGAAUUUAAUUCGGAUUUAAUGGCGCCGUUGAGAUACCAUCCUUCUCUCUCUCAAAGUAGUGUAGGCUUCCUUUGUUCCUUAUCGCCUCACGUUCUGGCUUUCUCUUUCUCGCUCCGUUGGCAGGCAGAUUUUCCAUUGCCCUGAAAGAGGCAACUCCCAGAGGGGAACAGAAUAUUUGCGGAGAAGACGAAGAAGAUAACAAGAGGAGGCUGGAGAUGAGAAAUCAAUCCUUAUCUACGACGGCUUGUCAUCACAUGUGGAGGAUUUAGGGCACAGGAAAAUCCAUGUGUCGAUUGGUUUUCUGGAAACCCUAGAAAUCUUGAUUCAUCUCCGUGAUACUCAAACCCUAGUUUGGAUUGUUGACGCGGCUGCGUCUCUCUUUGUGCCUCUGUGUGUGGUUUGUCUGCCCAUGCUAUUGGCCGUCGAUUUUCAUGCCGCCGGAGCCACUGCCUUGGGAUCGGAAGGAGUUGUACAAGGAGAGGAAGCAGGAGAGGUCGGAGUCCGCUUCUCUAGGCUCGGUGGCGAGGUGGAGGGAGCCGCCGCUGCAUCACGGGCCCCGCGACUUCGUUCGCUGGGGAUCCGUCGAUUUCCGCAGGCCUUACGGUCAUAGUAAGCAGGGUGGUUGGCACCUGUUUUCUGAGGAAUCUGGUCAUGGGUAUAUGCAGUCUCGAUCAGGUGAUAAAAUGCUUGAAGAGGAAAGCUUUCGAUCGUCCAUGUCCCGUGGAGAUGGAAAGUACAGCAGGAAUAGCAGGGAAAAUAGAGGUGGUCUGUUAAGCCAGAAUGAGUGGAAAGGGCACUCUUGGGAAACCACAGUUACAUCACCUAAUGCAGCAGGCAGGCAGCUCGAUGUAAAUGAUCAGAGGUCAGUUGAUGAUAUGCUAGGGUAUACCUCUCAUCCUCAUUCUGACUUUGGAAACACAUGGGAUCAACUUCACUUCAAAGAUCAGCAUGAUAAGACAGGUGCAAUCAAUGGCUUGGGCACAGGCCAGAGAUAUGACCGAGAGAAUUCGCUGGGCUCAAAUUGGAGGCCUCUUAAAUGGAUUCGUUCUGGAAGCUUGUCAUCCCGUGGUUCUGGCUUCAGCCACUCCAGCAGUUCAAAGAGCAUUGGGGUAGAUUCCCAAGAGGCAAAAGUGGACAUGCAGCCCAGGAGUGUGACUCCAGUUCAGUCUCCUUCCGGGGAUGCUCUUCCAUGUGCAACAUGUGUUGCACCCUUGGAAGAGGCAUCCUCAAGGAAGAAGCAGCGCCUUGGAUGGGGUGAGGGGCUGGCAAAGUAUGAGAAGAAGAAAGUCGAAGGCCUUGAUGAAAGUGCAAACAAAAAUGCAGAAUCCUUACAUUCUCUAGGUUCAAGUUUUGCUGAAAAAAGCCCUCGAGUUACUGGAUUCUCGGACUGUGCAUCACCUGCCACCCCAUCAUCUGUUGCUUGUAGUUCCUCGCCAGGCUUGGAAGACAAAUUAUUUGUCAAAGGAGUGAGUGUUGGUAAUGAUACUAGUAAUUUAAGUGGUUCACCAGAUCCUGUCUCGCAGCCUCGUCCAGAGCAUUUCCCUAUUAAUUUGGAGAAUUUGGAGCUUAAUACAAUUGCUAAUUUGAGUUCUUCACUUAUUGAAAUGUUACAACCUGAUGAUCAGAGUUCAGUUGAUUCUAGUUUUGUGAGAUCAACUGCAAUGAAUAAGCUGCUGAUAUGGAAAGGGGGUAUUUUGAAGGCCUUGGAGGUGACUGAAUCUGAAAUUGAUCAACUUGAAAAUGAACUCAAGUCAUUGAAAUCUGAAUCUAGAACCAUUUGCCCUUGUCCAGAAGCAUCCAGCUAUUUGCCAGCUGAGGGCAGCACGAAAUCAUGUGAUGAAAGAGUUGCUACCUCCAAUAUGAUCUCUACACCUACUCCCUUGCUAAUUUCUUCUGGGGAUAUAGGUGUUGAAAAAAUUGAUGAUUGUAAUGGUGCUUUGGAAGAAGCUCAUGCUGAGAUUAAGGAUGAUGAUGUGGAUAGUCCUGGUACUGCUACUUCUAAAUUUGUUGAACAGUUACCUUUGAAGAAUGCAACCUCUCCAUAUGACACAGUGAACAACACAGAAUGUUCUAGGGGGUUGGGUGUAACUGGACUAGAAGCAGAAGUGAAAUGCACAGUUUCUCAUUGCAUGGAUCAAAGAAUCGAUAUAUCUGUUUGUGAGGAUGCUAAUAAGUUCACAGACAGCAUCAGUGCUGCUCCUAAUUCCUGUGAUGUCGGUAUAUGUACAGAUGGAGAAGAUGCUUUAUGUGAUAUAUUGACAUAUAAUAAAAAUAUUGCAACUAGUUCAUCUGAAAUAUUUAAUAAGCUAUUCCCCAAAGAUCACAGCCAGUUCAAUAUUUCUGAAGCUUCCAACGCACAAAAUGAAUCAUUGAUUAAAGAGAAGUUUGCAAUGAGGAAGCGGUUCUUAAGAUUCAAGGAGAGGGUUAUUACCCUUAAAUUCCGAGCCUUUUUGCACCUGUGGAAGGAAGAUAUGCGGUUGCUGUCUAUAAGAAAAUAUCGUGCAAAGUCUCAGAAAAAGUUUGAGUUGAGCUCACGGACGUCACAGAGUGGGUAUCAGAAGUAUCGCUCCUCUAUUCGUUCUCGGUUUUAUUCACCUGGGAAUUUUAGCCUUGUCCCUACCACGGAGAUAAUUAAUUUUGCAAGUAAGUUGCUUGCAGAUUCCCAGGUUAAGCUUCACAGAAACACUUUGAAGAUGCCGGCCUUGAUCUUGGACAAGAAGGAGAAGAUGGUGUCUAGGUUUAUUUCCAGUAAUGGAUUAGUGGAAGAUCCCUGUGCUGUUGAGAAGGAAAGAGUUAUGAUCAACCCUUGGACUCCAGAGGAGAAGGAAAUUUUCAUGGAUAAGCUGGCUACUUUCGGGAAAGAUUUCAGGAAAAUUGCUUCUUUUCUUGACCACAAGACAACUGCAGAUUGCAUAGAGUUCUACUACAAAAACCACAAAUCUGAUUUUUUUGAGAAAACAAGGAAGAAGCUGGAGUGUAGAAAACAGAGGAAGUCUUUGCCUACUAAUACCUAUCUAGUGACAUCAGGGAAAAAAUGGAAUCGGGAAUCAAAUGCUGCUUCUCUUGAUGUGUUGGGGGCUGCCUCGGUUUUUGCAGCUCAUGCUGAUGAGAACACAGAUUACCGGCAAAGUUGUUCAGAAAGGUUAGUGGCUGGUAGGUUCAGUGAUUAUAAAAUGUCACGUGGUGAUGAUGACAGUUCAGAAAAGUGUAGCAAUUUUGAUACUAUUGUGAAUGAUAGGGAAACUGUGGCUGCUGAUGUUUUGGCGGGUAUAUGUGGUUCGUUAUCGUCAGAGGCAAUGAGUUCUUGUAUUACAAGUUCUGUUGACCCUGGAGAGAGUUACCAGGAGUGGAAGUGCCAAAAAGUGGGUGCAGUAACCAAACGGCCAUUGACACCUGAGGUUACAUGUGUUGAUGACGAGACUUGUUCAGAUGAGAGCUGUGGGGAGAUGGAUUCUUCUGAUUGGACAGAUGACGAGAAGUCUAUAUUUAUACAAGCCAUGUCAUCUUAUGGGAAGGAUUUUGCAAUGAUUUCACAAUGUGUCAGAACAAAGUCCAGGGACCAGUGCAAGGUCUUCUUUAGUAAGGCACGCAAGUGCCUUGGACUGGAUUUGGCCCAUCCUGUUGGUGGCAAUGGAGGAACACCGUCGAGUAAUGAUGGCAGUGGAGGUGGGAGUGAUACCGACGAUGCUUGUGUUGUGGAAACAGGUUCCGCUAUCUGCAGUAGUAAAUUGGAUGUGGAUUUGCCCCGUUAUGUUUUGUGCAUAAACCACGAAGAAUCUGUUCCUGGAGGGAGAAUGGACUUGCAAACUGACCUGAACAGUUCUGUGGAAAAGAGUUGCCCUGAGAAAGUGAAUCUUCAAGAUGCCGUGGCUAUAGAGAAGUUUGUUCCUGAUGAAUGUCAGGCAGAGGACGAGCCCAAUCAGAUACUUGAUGGUAAUAUAGAAAAUGGAGGUGUUAGUGAAUCUGUGCCAUUGCUUGUCCAGCAGAAUGCAAUUCUGUCAGAUGAUGUUGAAGCUAGAAGAAAUGAAGUGAUCGGACAAUGUGAUUCUGGGGUAGAAUCACCAUUGGCUGAAGAGGCAGUUGGCUCUACCCCAUCUGGAUUAAAUGCUGUGUUGGAGACUGAAUCUUUAGUUGCUGAUGUGUCUGUUAAGGGACUUGGAAAUGAAUCCGAGGGUGAGAAAUUUUUGUUGCUGAAAAAUAGUGUGGAUGAUGGACAAGAUGAAAAUAAAAAAUGUGAUGCUGACACAAGUGGCCAAACUGGCCUAUAUAGCCCCUCGCAAAAUUUAGAUGCAGCUGAAGAUACUUCUCACCUGGCUGUGAAAUCAAGCUCUAGUGGGUUCAAUUUUGACCCAGAGUGCCAGCUGAUAGUUUCUUCAGAGUUGGAUCAUACCCACAAGCCUCCUGUUGUCUCAUUGCAGCGGGGCACAUCUCUUUUAACUGAAAAUUCAGUGUCACAUGAUCCUGUGACCGUUCACUAUGAGAGAAUUAACCAAGAUUUAUCAUCAUCAUCAUCAACAUUUGAUUUUGAGGAGAUGGGGGAAAAGCUGUGUAAAAUGUCAUUUGCUGUAGACGGCCAUCAGCAUCAUACAUCAGAACAUCCUUCAGUGAGCCAUGUUGAAUCUUCCCAUAUUCUUGGGGGUUAUCCAUUCCCUUUGCCAAUGAAGAAAGAGGUGACGGAGGACCUUGGUGCCACAAGGUCUUCUGCAUUUCAAGGCUCACUGAAGGUUGAUGGGAAUUUUCAAUCUGGUUAUUUGGGACAGGAUUGUGGUUAUCUUCAUAGGUGUAGCAGUGUGAAAGAUCAGAGUUCAGCUGCUGAGCUGCAGCUGCUGUCCCAAAACUUAGAACAUAGUGGUGACCAUUCAAGGGCACAUGCACAGAGUUCGUCUGAUGCAGAGAAACCAAGCCGGAAUGGUGAUGUAAAACUGUUUGGCCAGAUUCUCAGUCACCCAUCAUCUUUGCAGAAAACGAAUGCUAGCACCCAAGAUACUGAUGAUAAGGUGGUUCAUCAUCAGCCUAAGGCAAUCAGCAAGCCUUUUAACUUAAAGUUCAAUGGUCAUCACAAUGUGGAGGGAAGUUCCAUUCCCUCAAGAAUUGACCGGAACAAUUAUCUAUGCCUUGAGAAUCUUCCCAUGAGUUAUGGAUUCUGGGAUGGGAAUAGAAUACAAACUGGGUUUUCAGCUUUGCCUGAUUCUUCAAUCUUGCUGGCUAAAUAUCCUGCAGCAUUUGGGAGUUAUCCAGCAUCUGUAUCCAAAAUGGAGCAGCAGCAACAGCCGUUGCAGGCCCUUGUAAAGGGUACAGAACACAAUUUGAAUGGUGUGACUGUUUUUCCAACAAGAGAAAUGAGUAGCAGCAAUGGAGUGGCGGAUUUUCAGAUGUACAGGAGCCGAGAUGGUACUAAGGUGCCACCGCCUUUUGCAGUAGAUUUGAAGGAGAAGCAAGAAAUCUACCCGGAGGUGCAAAGGCGAAAAGGGUUUGAAGCAGUGUCAAGCUUGCAGCAACAGACGAUGGGGGGAAUGGUUGGAAUGAAUGUUUUAGGGAGGGGAGGGGGGAUUCUUGUGGGAGCCGGCACUGGCGUAUCGGUCUCAGACCCGGUGGCAGCCAUUAAAAUGCACUACGCCAACAAGACAGACCAGUACAGUGGGCAGGUUCAGGUUGGGAGUGGGAUGAGAGAGGAGGAAUCGUGGAGGGGGAAGAAUGUGGGGGACAUAGGCAGCAGGUAGUUGGUAUAGCGGGUCUGAGAGAGGGCCUUAUUCUUUGAAAGGGCCCUCAGCCUCAGCGGUGAGAGUGUUGUAUCUUUUCUUUUGCCGCCAUUGUGUAUUAUAGUUUUUGUAACUUUUGCAAUGAAAUGAAAAUGAUUUAGGGCAGUGGACGGUUUUCUCA